Plenodomus lingam JN3 is the source of this 2343-nucleotide messenger RNA. The record is from RefSeq and is a predicted model, not a curated record. NCBI's taxonomy places the organism in Eukaryota, Fungi, Ascomycota, Dothideomycetes, Pleosporales, Leptosphaeriaceae.
AUGCGGGUUCAAUCUCUUUUCCGAGCGCAAUCGCUCGCCACGAACGGCUUGCGCUGUUCCGCACGAUCGGCCACCCGAACGGGCUCAAGAUGCGCCCUCUCCACCGUUGCGGCGACCCGCACAGCCUACACCCAGGGAUUGAAGACGGACACAUGGAUCAGCAACCAGACGUCGAAUGGGCAGCGGAGAUGGGCCUCUGUGGCUGCACAAGUAUUGGAGCAGGCAAAGGCAGACCCCUCUACCUUGACCCAGGAGAAGAUUGUCGAGAACCUAGACCCCGUUGAGUGGGAGCGUUUGUCACGAGUACGCAACAUUGGUAUUGCCGCGCACAUUGACUCUGGCAAAACGACCGCCACCGAGCGUGUGCUCUUCUACACCGGCCGAAUCAACAACAUCCACGAGGUGCGAGGCAAAGAUGCGGUUGGCGCAAAGAUGGACUCUAUGGAUCUCGAGCGUGAAAAGGGAAUCACCAUUCAGUCUGCCGCCACCUUCUGCGACUGGACCAAGAAGAAUGAAAAGGGCGAGGAGGAGAAGUACCACAUCAACUUGAUCGACACCCCUGGACAUAUUGACUUUACCAUUGAGGUUGAGAGGGCGCUGCGAGUGCUCGACGGUGCUGUCAUGAUCUUGUGCGCUGUCAGUGGUGUGCAAUCGCAGACCAUCACAGUCGACCGGCAGAUGCGGAGAUAUAACAUCCCCAGAAUUUCCUUUGUCAACAAGAUGGAUCGCAUGGGCGCAAACCCUUGGAAGGCUGUCGAGCAAAUCAACCAGAAAUUGCGUAUACCUGCGGCCGCUCUCCAGGUGCCCAUUGGACGCGAGGAUGGCUUCUUGGGCGUGGUUGAUCUCAUUAGGAUGAAGGCCAUCUACAACGAGGGCGCCAAGGGAGAGAUCAUCCGGGAGACGGAUGAGAUCCCAGAGGACAUUGUCGAGUUGUGCAAGGAGAAGAGGCAGAAGCUCAUCGAGACGCUGGCGGAUGUGGACGAUGAGAUUGCGGAACUCUUCUUGGACGAGCAGGAACCCGGCAUCGCGCAGAUCAAGGCCGCCAUUCGCCGCGCUACCAUUGCACUCAAGUUCACACCGGUCAUGAUGGGCUCCGCACUUGCGGACAAGUCUGUCCAACCGAUGCUCGACGCCGUCUGCGAUUACUUGCCCAACCCCUCCGAAGUCGAAAACAUGGCGCUGGACAAGAAGCGGAACGAAGCACCAGUCAAGCUUGUGUCGUACAACUCUCUGCCCUUUGUCGGCUUGGCGUUUAAGCUGGAAGAGAGCAGUUUUGGGCAACUGACGUACAUUCGUGUGUACCAGGGCACCCUCAAGAAGGGCAUGAACGUGUUUAAUGCGCGGUCAGACAAGAGGGUCAGGAUCCCCAAGAUUGUGCGCAUGCAUUCGAACGACAUGGAGGAGGUGCCGGAGAUUGGUGCCGGAGAAAUCUGCGCCACAUCCAUGUUUGUCCCCGAACCUGUCAUCUCCCUCUCCAUCAAGCCCAAGCACACCAAAGACACGCCCAACUUCUCCAAAGCUAUGAACCGGUUCACGCGCGAAGACCCGACCUUCCGCGUCCACGUCGAUGCCGAGUCGCAGGAGACCGUCAUCAGCGGCAUGGGCGAACUCCACCUGGACAUUUAUGUCGAGCGCAUGCGCCGUGAAUACCGCGUCGAAUGCGAAACCGGCCAACCCCAAGUCGCCUACCGCGAAACCAUGACGCAGCGCGUCAACUUUGAUCACACCCUCAAGAAGCAAUCCGGCGGCUCUGGAGACUACGCCCGCGUCGUCGGCUGGAUGGAGCCAUGCGAGAGCCUGUCGGAGAACAAGUUUGAGCAGCAAAUCUCUGGAGGGACGAUUAGCGAGAAAUUCCUGUUUGCGUGUGAAAAGGGGUUCAACGCCUCGACGGCAAAGGGACCCCUCCUCGGCCACAAAGUCCUAGGCACCUCCAUGGUCAUCAACGACGGUGCCACCCACGCCGUCGACUCUUCGGAAAUGGCGUUCAAAAUGGCAACCCAACAGGCCUUUCGCAAGGCCUUCAUCGCCGGUUCCCCCCAGGUCCUCGAACCACUCAUGAAGACGACAAUCACGGCGCCCAAUGAGUUUCAGGGCGGUGUCGUCGGUCUCCUGAAUAAACGCAAUGCAGUCAUUAAUGAUACCGAGAUUGGACCCGAGGACUUUACGGUGUAUGCGGAUUGCAGCCUCAAUAGCAUGUUUGGCUUUAGUAGCCAGUUGCGGGCGAGUACGCAGGGCAAGGGCGAGUUUAGCAUGGAGUUUAGCCAUUAUAGUCCGGCGCCGCCGCAGUUGCAGCGCGAGUUGGUGGCGAAGUAUGAGAAGGAGCAGGCGGCGAGGAAUGCGUAG